Molecule: messenger RNA, 5172 nt
Organism: Gallus gallus (chicken)
Lineage: Eukaryota; Metazoa; Chordata; Aves; Galliformes; Phasianidae
Gene: GART
Product: phosphoribosylglycinamide formyltransferase, phosphoribosylglycinamide synthetase, phosphoribosylaminoimidazole synthetase
Exons: 24
Coding region: 416-3427 (1003 amino acids)
Biological process (GO): adenine biosynthetic process; 'de novo' IMP biosynthetic process
Cellular component (GO): cytosol
Molecular function (GO): ATP binding; phosphoribosylamine-glycine ligase activity; metal ion binding
Source: RefSeq, marked validated
GCCGCCGGGCCGGGCAGCUCGGCUGUGACACGCACAUGUGCUCCGGGGGCUGGCGGCGGGGCCGGGCGGGCGCCCCGCGGGAUGGGGGAGAAGGAACAAAGAAAGAGAGGGGAAUGGAUGCCCUCUUCGCCGCGAAUACGGAGCACCUGAGAGCCGUGUCUCGUCUGAGGUGUUUUGCUGGAGUCCAGACGUUCUGGGGGUCCCCUCCCGUAUACUUUUCCAGCAUUAUUGGCUUCCUGAUCCUUGUGACACACAAGGCACACGUUUGGCACUCAGGCAAGAGGCUGGAGGUGGAGGAGAGAGUGGAACCCAUAGCAAGGCCACAGUAGCAAGGACCAGCGCAAGUCAACUGUGAAACACCAAACUUCUGAGCAGCAUUACUUUCCUCAGACCAGCAGCACAUAGGAUAGCACUAAUGGCUGAUCGAGUGCUUGUGAUCGGGAGUGGAGGGAGAGAGCAUGCACUGGCCUGGAAGCUGGCCCAGUCCCCACAUGUAAAACAAGUGUUUGUUGCUCCUGGAAAUGCAGGGACAGCCAACAGUGGAAAAAUUUCAAAUUCAGCUGUCUCAGUCAGCAAUCAUGCUGCACUUGCUCAAUUCUGCAGAGAUCAGGAGAUCAGGCUGGUUGUGGUUGGUCCAGAGGUUCCUCUUGCUGCUGGAAUUGUUGAUGACUUGACAGCUGCUGGAGUAAGAUGCUUUGGUCCCACGGCAAGGGCAGCUCAGCUGGAGUCCAGUAAGAGCUUUACCAAAUCCUUCUUGGAUCGUCAUGGGAUCCCAACAGCAAGAUGGAAAUCUUUUACUGAUCCAAAAGCAGCCUGUAGCUUCAUUAACAGUGCAAACUUCCCUGCUUUAGUUGUAAAAGCUAGCGGCCUGGCAGCUGGCAAAGGAGUAAUUGUGGCAUCAAACAAAGAAGAAGCCUGUAAAGCUGUUAAUGAAAUCAUGCAGGAUAAAACUUUUGGCACAGCUGGGGAAACUGUUGUUGUUGAAGAACUCCUUGAGGGAGAAGAAGUUUCUUGCUUAUGUUUCACUGAUGGUGUAACAAUUGCUCCCAUGCCCCCAGCCCAAGACCACAAGAGGCUAAAGGAUGGAGAUGAGGGCCCUAACACUGGAGGGAUGGGAGCUUAUUCUCCAGCACCUCAGAUUUCUAAAGAUUUACUGCUGAAAAUAAGAGAAACUGUUCUUCAGAAGACUGUUGAUGGCAUGAGGAAAGAAGGCAUCCCCUAUCUUGGUGUCCUUUAUGCUGGGUUAAUGCUUACUAAAGAUGGGCCUAAAGUUCUAGAGUUUAACUGCAGAUUUGGUGACCCAGAAUGUCAGGUAAUUCUUCCACUGUUGAAAAGUGAUUUAUACGAAGUUAUGCAAGCAGUUAUCAAUAAAAAGUUGUCUAGUUCCAUGCCAAUCUGGUAUGAAGACAGUGCAGCUGUGACUGUGGUCAUGGCUAGUGAAGGGUAUCCAGGAACAUAUCCGAAGGGUUUGGAAAUAACAGGACUUUCUAAGGCUAAAGAACUAGGACUGGAGGUGUUCCAUGCAGGCACAGCCCUGAAGGAUGGCAAAGUAGUGACUAAUGGAGGAAGAGUCCUUACAGUAACUGCUAUUAAAGAAGAUCUAAUGACUGCACUGCAAGAAGCCAACAAGGGAGUAGCAGCCAUAAACUUCAAGGGUUCCAUUUAUAGGAAGGACAUUGGUUAUCGGGCUAUAGCUUUCCUGAGUCAAUCCAGAGGCCUGACUUACAAAAACAGUGGGGUAGACAUCGCAGCAGGGAAUAUUUUGGUUCAGAAAAUUAAACCUCUAGCUGCAGCCACAUCAAGAUCAGGCUGCAAUGCAGAACUUGGAGGAUUUGCUGGCCUCUUUGAUUUGAAAGCAGCUGGUUACAAAGAUCCUAUCUUGGUAUCUGGAACUGAUGGUGUUGGCACAAAACUCAAGAUUGCACAAGUGUGUAAGAAACAUGACACUAUAGGUCAAGACCUGGUUGCUAUGUGUGUCAAUGACAUCCUGGCUCAAGGAGCAGAGCCCCUCUUCUUCCUUGACUAUUUUGCCUGUGGUAAACUUGAUGUUGAAGUGGCUCAGGGUGUCAUUGCAGGAAUAGCUGAAGCAUGUCAAAAGGCAGGAUGUGCUCUUUUGGGAGGAGAAACUGCUGAAAUGCCAGGCAUGUAUCCACCCGGCGAGUACGACCUGGCAGGCUUUGCUGUUGGUGCAGUAGAGCGAGGGCAAAUGCUGCCCCAGUUAGAGAGAAUUGCUGAUGGAGAUGUGGUUAUUGGAGUCGCUUCUUCUGGGGUUCACAGCAAUGGGUACAGCCUUGUAAGGAGGAUUGUUGAGAAGUCAUCGCUGGAUUUCUCUUCUCAAGUUGGCGUCUCUGGUGAUCAGACAUUAGGAGAUCUGUUGUUAACCCCAACUAAGAUCUACAGUAAGACUCUGCUGCCUGUCCUUCGUUCAGGCCACGUGAAAGCUUAUGCACACAUCACUGGGGGAGGCUUGCUGGAAAACAUCCCCAGAGUUCUUCCAGACUCCUUUGGUGUCGUUUUAGAUGCUCUUAGCUGGAAGAUUCCUGAAAUCUUCUGUUGGCUCCAUAAAGAAGGCAAUCUCUCUGAGGAGGAGAUGGCUCGGACAUUUAAUUGUGGGAUCGGCGCAGUUUUGGUCGUUCAGAAGGAGCUGGCUCAGCAGGUGCUCAAGGAUGUGCAGAAACACGAGGCAGCCUGGCUGAUUGGGAAAGUUGUCCCUCUACAAAAAGGCUCUGCCCAUGUUAAAGUCCAUAACCUGCUUCAAGCCUUGCAAGCAAAUAGGUCACUGUCUGUGCACAGCCAUAUCCAAGGCAAAAUCCAAACAAACAAAGUGAAGGUUGCUGUCCUUAUCUCUGGAACAGGCACAAACCUGGAAGCCCUCAUAAAUAGCACAAAGAAGCCCACCAGUUUUGCAGAAAUAGUUCUUGUUGUUUCUAACAAAGCUGGUGUGGAGGGGCUAAGGAAAGCUGAAAGAGCUGGUAUUCCUACAAGGGUUAUUGACCAUAAACAGUAUGGAAGUCGCACUGAAUUUGACAGUGCAGUUGACAGAGUCCUUGAAGAAUUCUCAGUUGAGCUGAUCUGCCUUGCUGGAUUUAUGCGAAUACUGUCAGGUCCUUUUGUCAAGAAAUGGGAAGGAAAAAUAUUGAAUAUCCAUCCAUCCCUACUGCCUUCUUUUAAGGGAGCAAAUGCCCACAAAUUGGUGCUGGAAGCUGGAGUCCGAGUAACGGGUUGUACAGUGCACUUUGUGGCUGAGGAGGUGGAUGCCGGAGCAAUCAUUUUCCAAGAGGCAGUUCCAGUGAAGAUUGGUGACACGGUGGAGACCCUGUCUGAGAGGGUGAAGGAGGCGGAGCACCGGGCUUUCCCUGCUGCCCUGCAGCUCGUCGCCAGUGGGGCCGUGCAGGUGGGCGAAGCUGGCAAGAUCUGCUGGAAGUAGAUCCUUGAAUGUGGCAGCUGAAGUGCGUCCAUUGAUCAAAACAGAGGUCACAGUUGAAAAACACACCCGCUGUAUUCUCUUCACAAAGCGGCCCAGAUUCUGGCCAUAUCCACUGACUUCAAAUAUUGAACCUGCUCUCAGUCUGAUACCAAAUAGAAUUAAACUUCUGCUGACCAUUUGCCUUCAGGGAUUCCCCCAUCAAUCUAUACGUGAAUUCCUCUCAGAGAUCUUUCAGAGCCAAAAGAGCAGAGCCUGCUUUGGCCUGAGCAGAAAGGGAAUUAGGACUGGAUACAAAAUGCAUUCUCUGCUUGUGAGGCAUUCCUUAAAACUUCUGCUGAAGUUAAGUGCCUAAAUUCUGGGAAUGGUAUUUUCACCUAAAAUAAUGCUGAUGCAAACCCAGGAAAUGUUAUAACUGAAAACAGUAAAGUCUUUUUCACAGUUGAAUUAUUGUGAAAAAGCACUCAGUUUUCUUUUAAAACAUUUUCACAGCUAUACCAGAAUUUUUUUUUUACUGAAACUAUCAAUUUUCUUCUAUAUAAACCAGAAGCAUCUGCUUGAAGCUCCUUGUCUAUGUUUUAGAACUACUCUCGGAGGAAACCAGUUUCUAUUCUGUGUCCUAAUCUCAAUUUGGAUUUGAAAUAAAAGUCUAAUAAUGUUAACUAUUUAAAUGUAUCAGUAUUUUUCCUUGGAAUUCCCUUCCAAGGGUAUAAAGUGAAGAAGGGAUUUAAGAAGCAGAAGCUGUCUUCAUCUGCCAUGCCACAACUGUAAAUCAGUUUCAGAGGUUACAGACGUGCAAGGAUUGAGGUGAAAUUCCAGAGUGUGGUGACCUUACUGUUGCCAUGGCCAGAUGGUCUGUGAUAAAGAAACUCGCUGACAAAAUAUUCCUGUCAUCAUUUGUCACUGAAGAUAAAGCUCAGGUGAAUACAGAGGAAAAUUACAUGGUCGCAUCUAAAUUCACUUGCAGAAUACAAGAAUAAAGGCUGAGGGUUCAGCACAGCAUUUAUCUGUACAAGUCUACCUUUUCACAGAACGGUCAUCCCCCAGGAAACAGCCCCCAUGGAUUGAAAUCUUCCUCUCGCAGAGAGAGAAGGCAAAGGUGCAGGGAGCAUCCUGCUCUGGUUGGAAUCCAGUCUGCGCAAGGUCAGUGUAUCAGCCGUGACACAGGACAGCUUUUAAGAAAUUGUAUUUAAAUUAACUCAUACAGUGGUGCUACUUGUUUUGCAAGGGGCGAAAUCACUACCACUAAUUGCACGGUUAAUGGUUGUAACAUUGCUAGAAGCAGUUUGAUCAGUGCCAGGAAGGCCAAAAGCAGACAGCAUGGCAACCCCAAAUCCAAAACCCCAAUUCAUCACAGACAUCUUGAGCAAGACUCAGGUAUUUUGCUGUCUAAGAGUGAUGAGAAAUGGGAUUAAAGUGCCUAUCUGCAUUUCUACAAAUCCAUAAAAUGAAAAUCUGUUGUGAAGUGGACAUGAGUUACCAGAUUAAAAUACUACCACCACUCCCAGUCUCAGAGGGAGGCCAUGAACUCCAUUGAAGAAAGCUGUUUGGUGUGAUGGUGAUAGUAUGGAGAACUACAGAGCACAAUACCUUGCAUUCUAUAAUCUUUUAAUCAUUUAUUUGUUUGGUUUGAAACAUCAUCAAUCAUGCUUGCUAUGCAUUCCAAACAAUACACAGCGUGAAGUAACUACAGGCCAAGAGCAAAAUAAGCAACAUGUUUAUCAUAAAUAUUAACUAUGUAUACCAAA